AUGUGUUGGCUCAGAGACCAAAUCAAGACUUUGGACUUUUUUAUUGUUUAUAAGGUGUUCCAGGUGAGGAAGGUCCAAGGAGCCCAAGCAGGAAAAAUAUUUGCUAUGAAGGUUCUGAAAAAGGCUAAAAUCGUGUGUAACGCUAAAGACACGGCGCACACCCGAGCAGAGCGGGAGAUCCUGGAGAAAGUGAGACACCCAUUCAUCGUGGACCUGCUGUACGCCUUCCAGACCGGAGGAAAGCUCUACCUCAUCCUGGAGUGUCUGAGCGGUGAGACGGGAACGAUGGACGACAUGAACUGGCUCAGGGAGACGGGGUUUUGUUAGGAAGAGAGAACAAAAAAUAGAAAAAGUUCAUUUACUUUGAUGGAAAAAAUUAAAAGUGAAUUGGAUAAAAGUAGGAGUUUUAAUUUCAGGUGAAAUAUUUUAAUCAAAAUGAGCAGAAAGACGGACAAAAAAAACAGAAGGAAAAAUUAUAAAGAAACAAAACA
Molecule: messenger RNA, 491 nt
Organism: Nematolebias whitei (Rio pearlfish)
Lineage: Eukaryota; Metazoa; Chordata; Actinopteri; Cyprinodontiformes; Rivulidae
Product: ribosomal protein S6 kinase beta-2-like
Exons: 3
Coding region: 1-327 (108 amino acids)
Biological process (GO): protein phosphorylation
Molecular function (GO): ATP binding; protein kinase activity
Source: RefSeq, a predicted model, not a curated record